AAUCUCAUCGAUUUUUACAUUCACCACGUAGAACACAUCCACAUCGUCGUGUACACAAUGAGUUAUUUUUACGGCAAGAACAAGCAGUAGAAGAGCAGUUGAAAUCGUCAUCGUUAUUAUUUUGGCUUGAGGAUA
Messenger RNA from Cetraspora pellucida, 135 nucleotides. The record is from the annotation of a GenBank genome assembly. Lineage: Eukaryota; Fungi; Glomeromycota; Glomeromycetes; Diversisporales; Gigasporaceae.